This is a messenger RNA of Dichomitus squalens LYAD-421 SS1, 936 nucleotides long. RefSeq lists its product as uncharacterized. The transcript is spliced from 4 exons. Bases 1 to 936 code for a protein of 311 amino acids. Lineage: Eukaryota; Fungi; Basidiomycota; Agaricomycetes; Polyporales; Polyporaceae. The record is from RefSeq and is a predicted model, not a curated record.
AUGGAAACGUUCGACCCCAAAGGCAAUAGCAAGGCCACCGACGAUGGUUUCUUUAUGGAACGCGUCGAGAUGCUCUACGAGCAAGGACUCGUAGACCUACGCGCUUUCGCAGAACGAGAGCAUCGUCCUUUCGAAGAGGUUAGAAGGUGUAUGGCUGAGUUGCACUGCAAAUUCCUGUUCGAUGUUUCCAGUCCUCAGGCUGUUGGGACGAAGGAUCGUGAGGAGCUGGUCCAUCGAGUGCUCAAGUCGGUCUCACAGGAGCUUGAGUCGCUCGAGACUCUCACAGGCGCACAAUCGUUCUUCGUCAUCGUGAAUCCUCACGAUCAAGAUGACCAAGGCUUCUUAGGCGGCACAGUCGUAGGACGCGAGUUCUGGCGCGGACAUCGCGGUUGCGGCGCGCCAGGAGCAGAAGCGUUCAAGACUCAUUGCCUUCGGGUCGUGCCUCAACUCACUACCGCCGCGUUUGGCCCGACUACCCGCCGGACCGUGUCGAACGCGAAUUCCCGAAAGAAAGGACCCGCAAGGGAGCUGAAGACUGAGCUGUAUGCGGGGGUCCGCGAUGCACUGAGGGCCGUGUCAGGCGUGCGUAACGCAGAAAUGAAGUGGACGAAUCACUCUAAGCUGAGCGCAUACGGGGUGCGCCUGGAUGGUUGGCCUGACGGCGUCCCUGCGCAGAAUCCAUCCACAUUGUCAGUUGCGCAGAAUAAGCUACUACUCGACCUACUUCACGAAGGCAAGCUGUACUUCUCCCGUCUGGAAGGCAGACCUAUACCCGAUAUCAACGGUGGAGAGGAUGAGAAACUGUCAGAUCGAGACGAGGACGCGAUGUUCGAGGACUCGAUCGAUUAUACGUGGGGGUCUGGCGAGGCUAAGGGCAACAGUAGCGAAUCGCUCUUUAUGGUCAGCAGUCUUCGUGGUUUGUGCAUCAUACGCUGA